GCCAUCUUGUCAUCAUCAUCCCAGCUGAGAACGCGAUCGAGCGACCCAGUGGAGCAAAGCGCGCGAGAUCAAGAGCGCACGAGACCAGAUGCGAUCGAGGUUAGUGGCCAUCGCCGGGAGCUCUUACAGAGCCGCGACCGGAUACCGUCGCCGUGAAGCCGCGAGGCGAGGGCUUGCGUCGGUGUCGGCCGGUCGCACGGCCGAUCCCGACGUCCACGCGAAAGAGAGAGAAUCUGAAGUGAAGCCCGCCGUUUUCUCCGGAGAGCCGGAGGAAACUAGGAAAGUGUAUGAGCCUGACCCUAAACCAGCAAUGAAGCGAGACGUGGAACCGGAGCACCCCAAAGCCAGGGGCGACUCCGAGCCGUUCGCGCCGCCCAGGCCGCCCCACUCCACCUCGCCGAGGCUCCAGAGUACCCCUGUGAACAACCCCGUCGAACCCAAUUACCAGCAGAAACGGAACAAAGCGCCCGCCACGCCGCUUGAAAACGUGAGCUGCGCGGGGCUGGAUGGCUCGCCGUGGCCGGAAGGCGAUGAACAGAACCGAUCGCGGGGGAACAGAGGAGAAGCGGAUGAGGACGACAGGGAGUAUUUCGCGCACCACAAGGCUUCGCCACUGUCGGAGAUAAAGUUUGCCGACACGAGGAAGCCGAUCACGAGGGCAACGGACGGGACGGCGGACUCGGCGAGCUACGGGGGAGCGCCGGACGUGGUGGGGUGGAGACCGGAGCAGCUGGACACGGCCGAGGAGGCGCUGAUGCGGGCGGCGAGGAUCUGGAAGGAGUCGGCGAUGAGGGGGGACCCCGAUGCUCCGCAGUCCAGGGUGCUCAGGGCUCUUCGUGGUGAAGUAUGAGAGCUACGAAUUUUCCUCGUGAGCUUCGACUUGUAAACGAAGUGUAUGUAUAUUUAAUAAUCUGCUCGAGGGCUUCUCCUUCCCAAUAACCCUGCCUUAACCGCAGAUUUGCUCGUGGCAAAAUGCGAAUGGGCACAUUUCAAGAGAGUUUUACUUUGUACUCGUUCUUAAUUUUGUCUGCUUGUAGACGUGCUGGAUCUUCACAACCCGCAAUUUCCACAGACGUGCCCGUUCAUGUACAUCUGAGACGCAUAAUUUGGUG
Messenger RNA from Eucalyptus grandis, 1112 nucleotides. RefSeq lists its product as hypothetical. The record is from RefSeq and is a predicted model, not a curated record. The coding region runs from base 89 to 850 and encodes 253 amino acids. NCBI's taxonomy places the organism in Eukaryota, Viridiplantae, Streptophyta, Magnoliopsida, Myrtales, Myrtaceae. The transcript has 2 exons.